CACAGAUUAGUACUGUACAGCCAACCGCAAUGCCGGUUAUUGUAUUACCGAGCAACAAAACCUAAACAAACCUUUCCUUCAUAUUGCGUGUGUUUUGCUCAAAUAUGUUUCAGAAAUGUUGUAACUAACCGCCUUUGGUUAGUUACCUUGAGUGGAAAAAGUCAUUUUGUCAUUUUAACCAGGUUGUCAGGUUUCCUACAAUGGCUGGAACAACCUUUUGUGAGGCGUCUGAGCUUUACAACAUUCUCAACCAGUACACUCGCCUGUCCAGACUGGCAGAGUUCAACUUCCUCUGUUUGAUUGAUGCCCGUGCUAAAGGACAGUACAAUGCCAGCCAUAUCAUUACUGCCAGAAAUGCAAAAUGGGACUCUAAAGGCAAACYCAUUAUGCCUGUAGGAGUGGAAGUGGAGAGUAUGAGGUAUAUUGUGGUUUAUGACAGCAGCACCAGUUCUUUACAAGGUUCAGGUGAGGCUAUUGAGUGCGCUGAGGCCCUGACAAAAUCAAGCCGCUAUCCUGUCCAGAUUCUGAAAGGAGGCUAUCAGAGGUUCUCAGCCUUUUAUCCUUUCUUCAGGACACAGAAAAUCCUUUACACCAUAAAGGAAUUGGAGAGCUUGAAACCUUAUCCAGUGGAGCUCUUACCAGGUCAACUCUACUUGGGCAAUUACAAGCAGGCCAUCAAUCCCCAUGUCCUAAAAGAUYUGAAACUGAGCGCCCUUGUCAAUGUCUCUGAAGACAGUUGUCACAUGUUUGAAAAAGGAAACCACACCAUCCUUCACAUCAAUGUGUCAGAUUCAGUGGAGGCUGAUCUGUACUCCAGUUUUGAGAGGAUUUGUGUUUUUAUUGCCUCUCGUCUCAACACUGGAUCUGCAGUUUUGAUCUUUUCAAGUCAUGGAAUAAGCCGCUGUAGUGCUGCGGCCAUGGCUUUUCUUUUGCACCACUUGAAAUAUACACUGGGGGAGGUCUGGGAGCAUGUCCUGCAAUGUAAAACCAACAUGAGGCCAAACCGAGGCUUUGUACAACAGCUGUCCGACUGGGAGCUGCACACACUGGGUAGAAGAAUGACUGAUAUUGCAGAGCCCCGCUAUUGAGAUGAUGGAUAAUUGUUCAUUUCAAUGAGUCUAGAAGAGCCCUGUAAAUCACUGGGACUAUGAUUACCCAAUGCAAAUAAAAAAAGACAUGGAUAUUUUUGUCA
Salvelinus sp. IW2-2015 is the source of this 1192-nucleotide messenger RNA. It is a transcript of the gene styxl1, whose product is annotated as serine/threonine/tyrosine interacting-like 1. The record is from RefSeq and is a predicted model, not a curated record. Gene Ontology annotation, cellular component: mitochondrion. Gene Ontology annotation, biological process: positive regulation of intrinsic apoptotic signaling pathway; negative regulation of cytoplasmic stress granule assembly; protein dephosphorylation. NCBI's taxonomy places the organism in Eukaryota, Metazoa, Chordata, Actinopteri, Salmoniformes, Salmonidae. Gene Ontology annotation, molecular function: protein phosphatase binding; protein tyrosine/serine/threonine phosphatase activity; pseudophosphatase activity.